Penicillium cinerascens is the source of this 1582-nucleotide messenger RNA. It is a transcript of the gene coaT, whose product is annotated as acetyl-CoA hydrolase ACH1. The transcript has 3 exons. The coding region runs from base 5 to 1582 and encodes 525 amino acids. Gene Ontology annotation, biological process: acetate metabolic process. Gene Ontology annotation, molecular function: acetyl-CoA hydrolase activity; acetate CoA-transferase activity. Gene Ontology annotation, cellular component: mitochondrion. Lineage: Eukaryota; Fungi; Ascomycota; Eurotiomycetes; Eurotiales; Aspergillaceae. The record is from RefSeq and is a predicted model, not a curated record.
CAGGAUGGCUGCAUCUGCACUUUUGAAGAGCCGUGUUCGCCGGCCCUCGUAUCUGAACAAGCUUGCUAAGGCUGAGGAUCUGAUUGAUCUGUUUCCUCAUGGCUCGUACAUCGGAUGGUCUGGCUUUACGGGCGUUGGGUAUCCCAAGAAAGUGCCCAUUGCUCUGGCAGACCACGUCGAGAAGAACAACCUCCAAGGCCAGCUCAAGUACAACCUCUUCGUGGGCGCUUCGUCCGGUGCGGAGACGGAGAACCGCUGGGCACGGCUGAACAUGAUUGAGCGCCGCAGCCCGCACCAGGUCGGAAAGGAGAUCGCAAAGGGAAUCAACAAUGGCAACAUCAAGUUCUUUGAUAAGCAUCUCAGCAUGUUUCCCUCGGACUUGGUCUAUGGCUACUACACCAUGAACAAACCGAACAAGAGGCUGGAUGUCGCCGUUAUCGAGGCUUCGGCCAUCACCGAGAAUGGCGGCAUUAUUCCCGGUGCUUCAGUGGGCGCUUCGCCCGAACUCAUUCAGAUGGCCGAUAAGGUCAUUAUCGAGGUCAACACCGCCAGUCCGUCGUUUGAGGGCCUGCACGAUAUCGUGCUCUCCGACCUUCCCCCCGGCCGUAAGCCGUACUUGGUCAUGGCUCCCGAGGACCGUAUUGGAACCUCUUACAUCCCCAUCGACCCCGAGAAGGUCGUUGCUAUCGUCGAGUCCGACUACCCGGACCAGACACAGCCCAACGCUCCGGAGGACGAGGCCUCGCAGCAGAUCGCCACGAACCUGAUUGAGUUCCUCAAGCACGAGGUGAAGCACGACCGCCUGCCUCCCAACCUGCUUCCAAUUCAAUCCGGCAUCGGCAACAUCGCGAACGCCGUCGUCGGCGGCCUCUCCAAGGGCGGCGCAGACUUCACCAACCUCAAGGUCUGGACCGAAGUCCUGCAAGACUCCUUCCUCGACCUCUUCGACAGCGGCAACCUCGACUUCGCCACCGCAACCUCGAUCCGCUUCUCCCCCGACGGCUUCAAGCGCUUCUACGACAACUGGGAGCGCUACGCCGGCAAGCUCCUCCUCCGCUCCCAACAAGUCUCCAACUCGCCCGAAAUCAUCCGUCGCCUUGGCUGCAUCGGCAUGAACACCCCCGUCGAAGUCGACAUCUACGCGCACGCCAACAGCACUUGCGUAAUGGGCUCGCGCAUGCUGAACGGCCUCGGUGGAUCCGCCGAUUUCCUCCGCAACUCCAAAUACAGCAUCAUGCACACGCCCUCCACCCGGCCCAGCAAGACCGACCCCACCGGUGUCAGCUGUAUCGUUCCUUUCGCUACGCAUGUCGAUCAGACGGAGCACGAUCUUGACGUCAUCGUUACCGAGCAGGGUCUUGCUGACGUGCGUGGUUUGUCGCCGAGGGAGCGCGCUCGCGUUAUUAUUAAGAAGUGCUCGCACCCCGAUUACUACCCUAUUCUUACGGAUUAUCUGGAUCGCGCCGAGUUUGAGUGCUUGCGGAAGGGUAUGGGCCAUGAGCCGCACUUGCUUUUCCAGGCUUUCAAGAUGCAUCAAAACUUCCAGGAGAAGGGCACUAUGAAGAUUAGCUCUUGGGACUAA